Molecule: messenger RNA, 3263 nt
Organism: Drosophila miranda
Lineage: Eukaryota; Metazoa; Arthropoda; Insecta; Diptera; Drosophilidae
Product: leucine-rich repeat-containing protein 70-like
Exons: 7
Coding region: 925-2433 (502 amino acids)
Molecular function (GO): protein binding
Source: RefSeq, a predicted model, not a curated record
CGCACUUAUAUAUGAAUCCGAAUCUGCUGCUGCUGCUGCUUACAGCUCGACCUAGUCUAAAGAUAAUGCAACAGGAACAACAGUGAAUAAUCACUGAUAACCCGCUGGCCUGACUGCCAGUGUUCCUCCCUGCUCUGUGUGUGCGUGUAACGGAAUUUAAGGAUACGACCUACGAUUUCGAAGAACAGUUAUAGCAUCCCCUUAAUAUAUGUACGGACUGUUGAAUUGAAUUAGUCAGAAGCAACAAUUACAAACAAAUUCCAUUUGGCGUGCGUGUGUGUGUGUGUGUGUGUGUGUGCGUGUGUGCGGUUCUCGUGUACGGGUGUGUGUUCGAAACGAAACUAAGGCGAGGAGGGAAGACAACAAAACGGUUGGUUUGUGCCAUUCAACAACCUCUUUGUGGCAGUAUCGAUUUUCCGUUACAUCGUUAUACACACACAUUUGACCGACUUCGCAGCCAGCUAUUACGCACACGCCAGCCCACCCCACCCCACACGCCAAACGCCACACGCCCCAAGCCCCUCCUUAAGUUUAGCGCGGUUCGAGCAGGCGGGUUGAUGCGCGGCAGCAGCAAGCAGAGCCAGAGGCAGAGCUAAUCUGUUGGCUUAGUGUGAGCGAAUUUGUUGCAUCUUGGCGGCACUGGAGGCAUGUUUAUUUGGCACUUGUCAGUCGCCGGACGGACAAACCAUUUAGGUGAGAGCCACCACUUCCACAGCGAGCGUAACCAGGCACGGCGGCAACAAUAGGAGCGAUCCCACUGAAUACAGCAACAACCACUGUAAAUAGCAUCAUCAGCAUCCACUGCAGGCACAUCAUCCACAACUUCCACAACAUUUACAACAUCCAGCGCACCUUGGGAACGGUAAUUUUCUGAGAGAAAGCUCAACAUCCAAGAUCCACAUCGACAUCGGGAUCCACCAGUAGAUGUUCACCAUGAUCCAGUUGAAGCAACUACAGCUCCCCUUCAGCCACGCAGCGUUAUUACUGAUGCUGGCGGCGGUGGUGGGCGUGGGCCAGGCGGGGUCCCAGAACACACCGCAACAGCAGGUGUGUCCGGAGCAGGGCGACAUCUCGCCCUGCAUCUGCACGGUGAAGAAGAACGGACUGGACAUACUCUGCGAGACAACGGACUUGGCGCACAUCACCAAAUCGAUGGGCACACUCAAGGGCAAAAGUCCCAUCAUUUUCUACCUGAAGUUGCGCCACAAUAACCUGCCCAAGCUGCAGGGAUUCGUUUUCCUGGCCCUGGACAUUCGCCACCUGACCAUACACAACAGCAGUCUGGCGACAAUCGAGGAGAAUGCUCUCAGUUCCUUGGGCACUGGACUCACACAGCUGGACGUAUCGCUGAACCAAAUGAAAACCGUGCCUUCGCAGGCACUGCAGCAUCUGUUCCACCUGUUGAUCUUGAACCUGAACCACAACAAAAUCACCGUGAUCCACAACAACGCCUUCGAGGGACUAGGAACACUGGAAAUUCUUACGCUCUAUGAGAACAAGAUCACCCAGAUAGACCCCGAGGCGUUCCGCGGACUGGAAGGAAAAUUGAAGCGUUUGAAUCUGGGUGGUAAUGAUUUAAGCAGAGUUCCCCAAAAGUCCCUGUCUAUAUUGGACACGCUGAAGAAGCUGGAAAUACAGGAGAAUAAGAUCCGCUCCAUCAUUGAGGGUGACUUUGAGGGCUUGGUAAACCUCGAUUCCUUGAUUCUGGCCCACAACAUGAUUACCACAGUGCCUGCAAAUGUCUUCAUACACCUUACCCAGCUAAAUUCUCUGGAAUUGGAGGGCAACAAGAUCAGCGUUAUCGAUAAGGAUGCGUUCAAGGGCUUGGAGGAGAACCUGCAGUAUCUGCGCCUAGGAGACAACCAGAUCCAUGCCAUUCCCAGCGAGGACCUGCGCCCACUGCACCGUCUUCGCCAUUUGGAUUUGCGGAACAACAACAUUAAUGUCCUGGCCGAUGACGCCUUCACCGGAUUUGGCGACUCGCUCACGUUCCUCAACCUCCAGAAGAAUGAAAUCAAGGUGCUGCCAAGUGUGCUCUUCGAGAGCCUAAACUCGCUGGAGACCCUGAAUCUGCAGAAUAACAAGCUGCAGCGCAUUCCCCAGGACAUCAUGGAACCGGUCAUUGAUACCCUACGCAUCAUCGAUAUCACGGAUAAUCCGCUGAACUGCUCCUGCGAAUUGACCUGGUUCCCCAAGCUGCUCGAGGACCUGAAGAACAAGGAUGACGAAAUGUCGCAGAAGAAGAAGCCGCUGUGCCACAUGUCGCAGGACAACCGCGAGUACUUUGUGCAGGCCAUGCCCACCGAAAAGAUGCACUGCGCCGGCCUCAAUGUGAGUCCCUCACCCACGAGCGGCGGUCUGAUGCGGAUACUGCAAGUGAACCUUCUGGCCCAAAUUGCCAUGUGUAGCGUGGCGUUUCUGAUUAGCGUUUAAUCGCUUCCGAUCUGAUCCGAUCUGAAGCGGGUCCCCAGUCUAGUUAGGUCCGGAGACCAUUUUUCCAUGUGGGUCAGUUUCAUAUCCAGAUUCAGAUUCAAGCACAGUGAUAGAAGUUGAUGGGGAGUCCUCGAUUGCGGGCUCCCCAUUCAAUACAAAUCGCUUCGAACCAAUUCGAUGCUGAGACCAUAGAAAAUCCCACAAAAAAGAAAUACCCAUAGACCUUUUGUACGUCUGCAAACCAUUUCUGUGUUGUUGUAUUGUAUAUUUUCUUAUAGAUUAUAGUGAAUCCGUGAAUUAUGCAACUCUGCCAAUUAUUAGACCCAAAAAGCACGCUUUCGAACUGUACCGAACUGUUCGCUGCAGCCUACCCACCACACCAGCAGCAAACAUCACCAGAUCAGCCAAUCCAGAGCGACUUGUCCAUUUCUGCGUCUGUUCCCCCCACCUCCACUCUGUUGAAUUGAUGCACCAACAGACAGACACCACAAUCCAGUCCACAGUUGCAACAUCAUCAACAUCUACAACACGAGACACAUGCACAGUAACUCGACAGCGACGCGCUCCCAGCUCGCUCUCCUGGAAAAGCCCGAGAGAAGGGCGUUAGAUGAUAGCAUCUCUUACAUCUUUAUCGAUACGGAUAAAGCUUAGACCGAAGACUUGAACUGAAACAUAUCAGAAUUUGUGACGCAGAAGCAGAAGCAGAAGAAUUGUUACGGUUAAGCAGCGACAGAACAUUAUUGUUACGAUUACAUUUGCAUACGAGCAUUACAUGUUAUUUCGUAUUGUGUACAUACUUACUCGUAUCUAUGAUAUUCCCAUAUGUGCAC